AUGUACUCGACCAGCCUCAUUCGCUGGUUCGCUCUUGCCCUUGUGGCUGCGCUCCCGCUCGUCAGCGCCCUUGGUGCUGUUCCUUUCCCUGACCAGGACCCUUUCUACUACCCCCCUAGUGGCUGGCAGUCGAAGCAGCCUGGUGCCAUCUUGCGCUCGCGUAAGAUCCAGGCUGCCAGUGUGGGUAUCCUCCAGUUCAACCUGGAUGCCUGGCAGAUGCUCUACCGCACUAACGGUGUCACUCGUGACCAGCCUUCGUACACGGUGACUACUGUCCUUGUGCCCAACAACGCUAAGCGUGACCACGUUGUCACCAUCUCGUCGCCUGAGAAUGCUAACUUCAUUCGCUGCGCUCCCAGUUACGCUUUCCGUCACACUGGUGUACUUGAAAUUACCAACUUCGAGCCUCGUUGGGAGCAGAUGAUCUACACCCUCUUCCUUGAGGAGGGCUGGAUUGUCAACGCUCCUGACCACGAGGGUCCGGCUAGCGCUUUCUCGGCUGGUCGUCUUGGUGGUCACAUGGUUCUUGACUCGAUGCGUGCUGUGCAGAACUACGGUCCUCUGAAUGUGCCGAAGGGUGCUAUGCACCUUGGUCACGGUUACUCGGGUGGUUCGAUCCCCAACGGUUGGGCUGCUUCGCUUAAGAACGUGUACGCUCCUGAGCUCAACGUUGUUGGCUGGUCGCUCGGUGGUACCAUGACUGACCCUAUGAUGACACUGGGCUUCCUUGACGGUGGUGCGACUUCUUCGCUUGUGCUUUCGGGUGCUGUUGGUCUUAUUGAUGCUUACCAUGACGAGAUCUACGACCUCUUCGAGAACGAGAUCUGGACCGAUGCCGGUAAGCAGGCUGUUGAGGUGACUCGCAACGCCUGUGUGUACGAGAUGGUCAUUCGCUUCUUCGGUCAGCGCAUUCAGUCGUCGAAGUACAUCAAGGGUGGUCACAAUCUGACUCACUGGCCGCAAGUGACUGCUAUUACGAACAAGAACAUUUUGGGUCGUUACCCGCAGUACACGCCUCGUGAACCGGUGUUUAUGUUCCACGCGGCUUACGAUGAGGAGAUCAUCUGGUACCAGGCUAACAACACUGCCGUGUCUUGGUGCAACAACGGUGCCAACGUCCGCUUCCUGACCUACACUUCGCACGACCUGAACCACGUGUCGACCUACCUGCUGAACGUGCCGUACAUUAUCUUGUACAUGCGUGACCGUUUCGCUCGCAAGUCAUACUACAACGGUGGUUGCCAGUUCGAUGUUCAGGCUCAGGACCCGGCCUUUGAUGUGUCAAUUCUUGGUGAGCGCUUCCGUGAGUUCCUGGUGGCUAUUCUCGACCUUCUCGGCAAGGAGAUUGGUCCGAACGACAGCAUUAUCAGGCGGAAGCUGCGUGACGGCAAGAACCCUAACAAGGAUGGUCUUACCCACAUCAACGGUCUCACUUCGACCAACGUUACCCCGGGUCAGGGUGGUAACAACUCGAAGAAGAGCAAGGCUGCUACCAGCCGCUACAAGCAGAAGCAACAGAACGGCACUGCCGAGCAGGCUGACAACUAA
Molecule: messenger RNA, 1548 nt
Organism: Malassezia pachydermatis
Lineage: Eukaryota; Fungi; Basidiomycota; Malasseziomycetes; Malasseziales; Malasseziaceae
Product: putative secretory lipase (family lip)
Exons: 1
Coding region: 1-1548 (515 amino acids)
Biological process (GO): lipid catabolic process
Molecular function (GO): triacylglycerol lipase activity
Source: RefSeq, a predicted model, not a curated record